AUGACAUUACCUCAGCAGUUCGAUAGUCAAAUGCCAGACCCAAAUGUAACCCAAUUGAUUCAAGAAGAAGCAGCUCUGGAAUCAGAACCCAAUGAACAAAUGGAUCAGAAGCUGGGCACUCAAGAGGCGAAUAGUAUGCCAACAGAAGAAACCAGUGAGUUGGAUGAGGCAAACGGGACGGAGCUUAAUGAGCUUGGAGUUCCGACAAAUGCAGUCGAGGACACAAGUGACGUGGACGAGCCGGUAGAUGAUGUGCUAUGGGGUGGUUUCUCUGAGGUUCAUGUUUCAAGUACAGAAACACCCAAUCCGUUUAGUGGCGAUGACUUCAGUGUGUUACCAACGGCAACGGUAGAGCGGAAAACAUCACUGAGUGCCAAAUCCCAUCCGGCUGAUGAACAGCUAAAAGCUAUUGCACGCCCAAGGAACAAACCUGUCCGUCAAGAAACUCUUUCGGGAAACAAUCCAUUUCGUAAGCGAACUGACAUGGAUCAGGAAGAUGAAGAAGUGGAUGAACUGACACGAGCUGCGGCGGGUAUCGAACUGGUCAGUGUGAAGAAGCCUAGUUCGCAUAAAAUACGUGACAGUUUUGAGAGUAGUGGAAGUUCGGUGGAACAAGACACCGGUUUAACUCUGAAACCGGUGGCAGAUGAUACGUACGAUACCACUAUUGAACCCCAUGAAUUGCAAGAAACAGUAGAUUCCGGAUUUGAUCCCUUGAAAACAAUCUAUCCCGAGAGUGAGAAUGAAUCGUUAGCAUCAGAAGAUCAUGAACUGAAAACCAAAGAACCUACCCUAUCUAUCACCAUCAACAAACUCCCCACGGAGCCGAAAUCUGCAACGGAAAACAACGUUUCAGUUGUCCCGACGAUUCAAGCUCCCCCCAAACCACCUGAACCAGAAAAACCCAAGUCAAUACCAGAAGUAAAGCCGGAAGAACCGCCAAAAGAUGCUGAAGUUGUGAAACAUGAAUUACCCGCAGGUUGGAUUGAUUUUAGCGAGGAGCCAGAAGAGCCGACAGAAAAGGCAAUCUUAUCCGCAGACGAAGCUUUUAAUGUGGAUUGGGCCGCCGUAACACGCAGCCAGCCCACGGAACCAGAACCUCCGAGGCCAGAUACACCAGAUCCAGACCUUGAUAUUCCAUUCCAUCAGCCCGCAGAGGAGGAUAAAACACGGGUGAAACAGGUGAGUAAGUACACGACUGAUCGAUACUGGCGCGAGAUAGCCGUACACUUCACCAUGGACCAUGAUCACGAGAAUACGAAGCAAAUUGCUCCGGAACCGUACCGAUCGAUUCGGAUUGAGCCGUACAUGCAGUUGUCACGGGAGAAAUUGCAACAGUAUGACAAAUACGGUAAAUUACAUGUGUUCAAAUUGAACCAUGUGUCCUAUCGGGAAUUGGUCGGUAUACGACCAGAGAAAUUCUCAAUCAAAACAUUGCAAAAUUUGGUCACACACAAACCGAAGCAGAAUGUGGCCGUGGAUCAUUUGCCCGUGUACACAGAGAUACUCAAAUUCGGCUCGUUAGAUCAGAGUCGCGUACGGCAACUGAUGCCCGUGUUCGAAGAUGCCCUGAUGAAAAUACCCGCGCACAAAGAUAGCACAUUGAACUACAGUCGCGAAGAGGUGUGCUGUUACGUGGUUGAUGAAUACCAGGGUAAAGUAUCGAAAUUGGGCACGAUUGUGGAACAAAAAGCUCGAACCCGGAUACUUUGCACAGCGUUUGUAAAUGGUGGACCGCAUAUUGUACUUGGUUUGAAUGACAAAUGGCGUUUUGGUCGCGAAGUGGUCCGACGCGCUGAUAUUCUCCCGGUAAUGCAUGAUGAAUGGAUUAGCAUACGUAAUCCGGAAUUCCAUUCCUGUGUGGAAAUGGAUGCGUACGAGAAAGAUCACAUGCUCAAAUUUUAUCCGUUGGACGGAUGUCGAUUUGAGCUGCUCCGGUUCCGGGUGAGUUUGCGCGGGAAUCGGGAAUUGCCAAUGCAAGUCAAAUGUCUCUAUUCAAUUGACGGACGUCGUGUUUGCAUGCGUUGUGAGCUACUUGUGCCCGGGUUCUUCAGCGCAUGCAAUCGUAAAGGUGCUGUACCGUGUGAAAAUGUGGAAAUUCACAUCCCAGUACCCGAGGACUGGAUCUAUCAUUUUCGUGUGGAGAAACAUCACAAAUACGGCUCAGUGCACUCCACUCUGCGUAAACCGGGACGAAUCAAAGGUUUGGAACGGAUCACUCAAAUGGCUCAAAGCUUGUUGCCACCCAGUAUUUUGGAAGCUAGUAUUGGUUUGGCAAAAUAUGAACAUUUGUACAAAGCCGUGGUUUGGCGUAUCCCAAGAAUACCGGACAAACAUGAAGCCUCAUUUCGUCCACAUUUGCUCACAUGCAAGCUGAAUUUGGCUGCUCACGAUACUGUCCCCGAAUGGGAAACUCUUGUUCCCGACUGCCAAGUAGAAUACACCAUGCCCUCGAGUACCGUAUCCGGGGCAACUGUUCGUUCAAUCAGUGUAGAGCAUACCGGAGUGGCUGAGAAAUUUGUCAAGUAUACAAGCAAGUAUCGCUAUGUUGUCGAAAUAGACUACCAGCUGGGUGCACGUAAAGAACCGUUAUUGAAAGGGAUUUUUGACGAACCAACGCAAACAGCUGAAUCUGAGACGGCAGAGGAAGCAGCGCAAGGACCGUCAGCGAAAACGGAUCAGCAAGAACAACUAACAGAGCAGCCACCUACCGGGGAAGUUGCUGACCUUUUGGGUUUAGGAAUGGACUUUGGUGAAACUGUUCCGGAAUCAAGACCCAGUCAGGAGUCUGCAACAAAGGGGGAAAAUACGUUGGAUUUGUUUUAA
Molecule: messenger RNA, 2826 nt
Organism: Echinostoma caproni
Lineage: Eukaryota; Metazoa; Platyhelminthes; Trematoda; Plagiorchiida; Echinostomatidae
Source: the annotation of a GenBank genome assembly